UCCUCCCACCCCCUCAUCUGGGGAGGAGUCCUUCAGAGGCAGCCGCAAGCCGGGAGCCAGCACUGCUUCUGCGCCCUCUCCUCUAUCUAGGAGGAAGGUCUGGAAUCUGCCGUCUACUGAGGUCGGGUUCCCAGGAUCAGUACCACAAGCCUGGACAGCGCCAGCUCCCUAAAGGGAAGUCUAGUCUUGGAGCCAGUUCACUGGGUUCCAAGGCUCCAGUCCCGAAGAUGAAUUGGGCAACGAUAACGUGCUGGACGCUCCUGCUCCUAGCCGCCUUCUUUUGCGAGAAUGUCACCAGCAAGGGAGGUCGUGGUGGAGCCCGGGGCGCAGCUCGUGGCAGGGGCCGCAGCAGCAGCAGCAGCAGCAGCAGCCGGAUGCGGAUGAAGUCGGCCCCCCGUUACAGCUCCUCCGGCUCAGCCUUCCGGGUGGCAGCUGCUGCCGCGGCGGCAGGGGCGGCCGCCGGGGCGGCUGCGGGGGCACUAGCUGGGGUCGCCGGGAGGAGAGUGUCCGGAGAGGUAGGCAUGAACGACGUCUUGGAGACGGAUUUCUACUACGGCAACCGGACCAAGGAUGGGGUCUACAGCUACAGGUGGACAUCAGGGACUGAGCCUUGGGGCGUGGAGCCUAAUCUUAGCCUCUGCUUGACGCUGGGUUUCUUUCAGCUGUUUCCUCUAUAGAGAUUAGCUUUUCUUGGAGGACCAUGACCUUGGCCCCCCAUAUGCCAUCUGCCCCCCACCUUCUACUUUCCUUAGCCCCACCUCCUUGUCCUAAUGGUUUCAUCUCCUACCUUCUACAGUAGCUUCUAAUGAGCUGCGCUCACUCCUUUCCUUUGAGCUCUUCCUUAACUACCAAUAAACCCUAAAGCGGCUUCAAGAGAGUUUGAGGAUGCAGAGGUGAAGGAGCACUAAGUCACCUGGACUCAUGAAAAGGGCCUCUAGAGAACUGUAGUCAGAGUUAAGUUGGGCAUUCUCCCCACAGUUCACUUUUCUAGGGCAUCAUUAGCCGCCGUUGACAUAGUCGCAUACCCAAUGGCAUUAGUCCCCAGGCAGAAACCCUUCCCCCAUUUCUUUCCCCUUAAGAAUAUCACAUGGGUUCAUCUUACAGGAACUGACUCACGUAGUUUCAAGAUAGUUCUCACUUCUGCCAGUGUUUAGGGGUGCUGAGAACAACUCUAUUCCCACCAGAUUCCAACUGCCGUGUCCCAACUCUCAUACUCUCUUCUGAGAAACCUAGAAGAGGUGCUGAGCCCAAGCCAAGGCUGAGGCGUGAUGACCAGCAGGCCAAGAGCAGCUAUGGAGGCUGAUACCUAAAUUGAGGCCACAUGAGGAACACUGAGCGGGUGCUCUCCAUCACUCAGAGAAGCAAUAGUAUCAUCCAAGAGUUUCAAGAUGAGGGGAAACCUGGACUGCCCCUUCACUGCCUGCCCUUUCACAUUAAGUCAUGGGGCGUAAUUUAAACUUCAAUAAAACCCAACUGAAGAGGGGACAAUUUGGUAGGCCCUUAAAAGAAAUUCAUUUGCUGCAGAAAAACAGAGGUGCCUCUGAAACAUUUCAUUAAACCAAGAAAUUUAUUUCUGACUAAAGGAGUCUUGAUGCCCCUUGCCAAGGAUGUCAUACAGAGGCCUCUGUUCCUUGGACAUGUUUUCUCUCUCUUUGGCUUUAGCUCAAGCUCAGCCCUUUGAACUAAUCUAUCUUCUGGCUGUGGCAAUACUUAACCACUCUGGAAACUGGUCUGUGGACGAUCACCUCAUUGAAGCCUGACUUCCCGACCUCCUGGAUGUGUGCCCAACAUUUGAUUGAAGGGUUUGGGGGAGAUCAUUACUUAAUACUAUGAGUGUGAAAUAAGAAGCUAACUCUCCUUAGGCUACCUUUAAGAGAGAAGUAUUACAUUUCAACUUAAGUGUCUUUUUCAUUCAAGGUAUUGUUGACCAAGAUCAGUUGCGGUAACAAGUCCUCAUCUGUCAACAGUAGGGAUUUUACCUACUAAUCCCUAA
Molecule: messenger RNA, 1993 nt
Organism: Dromiciops gliroides (monito del monte)
Lineage: Eukaryota; Metazoa; Chordata; Mammalia; Microbiotheria; Microbiotheriidae
Gene: SPRN
Product: shadow of prion protein
Exons: 2
Coding region: 228-677 (149 amino acids)
Biological process (GO): protein import into nucleus
Cellular component (GO): membrane; nucleus
Molecular function (GO): nucleic acid binding
Source: RefSeq, a predicted model, not a curated record